Molecule: messenger RNA, 1581 nt
Organism: Tachysurus vachellii
Lineage: Eukaryota; Metazoa; Chordata; Actinopteri; Siluriformes; Bagridae
Product: bone morphogenetic protein 5-like
Exons: 5
Coding region: 6-674 (222 amino acids)
Biological process (GO): SMAD protein signal transduction; BMP signaling pathway
Cellular component (GO): extracellular region
Molecular function (GO): cytokine activity; growth factor activity
Source: RefSeq, a predicted model, not a curated record
CAGACAUGUUCCUGGUGCUCGUUGUGUCACUUUUUCUGGCAGCUUGUCAUCCGGGAAAAGCGUCCGUCCUCCGUCGUUCUGCAGGAGAACCCGAGGAUGCUCGAUCUGCUCCGACUGUCAGGAACAACAGAUGCCUGGGAGAUCCGGUGCAGAGCGUCCGCAAGUUCAUACUGGACUCUCUGGAUCUACAGACGGAGCCUCGCGUGUCUGUUCCUGGAAUGGCUCAGAUACGAGAGAAGUGGAGAAACCAAUUCAAAGCCACCGGAGAUACGAACCCUGAAGAGCAACACGCCAGAGAAAACACACAACCAUCAUCAUCAUCAUCAUCAUCAUCUUCAGACACCACCAAUUCAACACACCUCCAAUGUUGCAAGUUUGCCUCCCAGGUUUUCCUAAAAGAUCUGGACUGGGACGAGUGGAUCAUUUACCCGGAGAGCUUCACCUUCGUCCGGUGCAGCGUUUGCGUCCCUCAGCAGAAUCAGCAUAGCAUGUUUAAUUGCCCAGAUGACGACCCCGUGCCUCUGGAUCCUCCCUCACAGAAGCCGUGCUGCGAGGCGACCUCAGGCGACCCGGUGCCCUUCCUGUACCUGGAUGAAACCAGCUCGCUCGUUAUCAGCUCCGUGGCCCUGAGCCGUGAGUGCGGCUGCAGCCUUGAUGACCCCCAGGCCCUUUAACCGCGAAGCAGACGACACCUCGAACACCUCGACACCUCGACACCUAACACAUGCCUCCCCCUACCUCUUUACGUCACACAGGUCUGUCACAGGUCACGUCAUCGUUACGUACCGAUCCCGGGACAGCUUUUUGUGUGUGUGUUUAUUAUAAAAUCAAACACUUUUGCAUCUUUACUCACCGCCUCCGUGCUGCUUUUAGGUCUUUUGUAAACACCGUGGAUUUUUCUAGCCGUUAAGAGAACGCAGAUGACCUGGCCAAAUAAAUAAAUAAAUAAAUAACUUGACUUAGCGGAGAAUUUUGAGGUCAUGCUCUUUGAGUACUGAUGGAUUUCUUCACGUGACUAGUUUUAUAGCUUCAUAGCUGGAGUCUGGAAAGGGAUUAGAUAACAGCUACUGGGUGUUCCUCACAAAAAAUGUGGGCACUGCAGAAGCCUAACCAUGCCAGACUCCAGUUUCCCAGUCUGGGCCUCUUGGGUUAUUUAAACAGCAUAAUAACGUCCAUGUAGAGCUGGAGUUGGAGCUGGAGCUGGAGUUGGAGCUGGAGCUGAAGCGGAGCUGACUUUCAGCAGACCUAAAACAAAAAAAAAACAAAACAUAAACUAUAAGUGCAUAUUUUGUAUUCAUGGCUUUUCGACCAUAGUUUCAAGGCUGGCACUCAGAAGCAGCUGUGCCACUCUGGGGUUUUUUUGUUUUUUUUGUUGCUUAGAACAGGAGCACAGUUAGGACAUUUCUGAUUACUUUGUAUAUCCAUGAGGUUCCAGUAGGUCCAUUUUGUGCCGUACAAAAGAGAUUAAAGCUUUAACCCGUUGAACUAUUGAACUAUUAUUAAGUCUUUAAUAACUAUUCUAUUUAUCUUAUUUUCAUGUAAAUCUUUUAUCCCUCUCCUCACAUUUCACCAUUUAUUUGU